This is a messenger RNA of Tarenaya hassleriana, 1650 nucleotides long. RefSeq names its product U-box domain-containing protein 26-like. Lineage: Eukaryota; Viridiplantae; Streptophyta; Magnoliopsida; Brassicales; Cleomaceae. Gene Ontology annotation, molecular function: ubiquitin protein ligase activity. Gene Ontology annotation, biological process: protein ubiquitination. The record is from RefSeq and is a predicted model, not a curated record. Bases 144 to 1448 code for a protein of 434 amino acids. The transcript has a single exon.
UAAUUUUACAAUUACAUUCCAAAAUUAUAAAUGCCACACGUGUGGGCUCUUAAUGAGAUAAGGUGCCACACUCUUCCUCUUCCAUUUACAAACACAUCGUCUCUAAGUCUCUCUCACAUCAUCUUCUUCCUCGAUUCGCUUCAAUGCCGGGGAAUUUAGAGCCGUUGGAUAUCGGAGUCCAGAUUCCGUACCAUUUCCGAUGUCCGAUCUCCCUCGAGCUGAUGCGUGACCCUGUGACCGUCUCCACAGGCCAAACCUACGAUCGCUCGAGCAUCGAGUCGUGGGUCGCCAUGGGAAACACCACUUGCCCUGUCACUCGAGCUCCACUUACUGAUUUCACCCUCAUCCCUAACCACACCCUUCGUCGUCUCAUCCAGGACUGGUGCGUUGCUAACCGCUCCAAUGGCGUCGAACGCAUCCCCACUCCCAAACAACCCGCAGAUCCUUCCUCCGUUCGAUCCCUCCUCAGCCAAGCCUCUGCCGUCUCCGGUACCCACGUCUCCGUCCGCUCACGCGCCGCCGCUCUCCGCCGUCUCCGGGGACUCGCUCGCGAUUCGGAGAAGAAUCGUGCAUUGAUCGCCGCACACAACGCGCGUGAGAUUCUGGUGGGUAUUCUGUUUUCUGGUUGUGGUGGUGGUGUCGACUCGGGUUGUGACUCGUCCGAGUUGGUCUCGGAGUCGCUGGGUCUUCUGGUGAUGUUCCAGAUGACGGAGGCCGAGUGCGCGUCCAUCGCGGCGGAUCCGAAUCGGGUCGGGUUAAUGACCCAGUUGCUGUUCGAUUCGUCGAUCGAGGUCCGCGUGAACGCCGCCGCGAUGAUCGAGAUGGUGUUGACCGGAUCGAAAUCAAUGGAUCUGAAGCGUUUGAUUUCUGGGUCGGGUACGAUUUUCGAAGGCGUCCUCGAUCUUCUCCAGAAUCCAAUCUCUUCAUUCCCACGAGCCCUCAAAGUCGGGAUCAAGGCACUCUUCGCUCUCUGCCUCGUGAAGCACACGCGCCACCUCGCCAUCUCCGCCGGAGCUCCGGCGGUCCUAGUCGACCGUCUCGCGGCAGGCCUAGUUGACCGCAUCGCGGCGGACUUCGACCGGUGCGCCACGGAGCGGGCCCUCGCGACGGUGGAGCUACUCUGUCGGAUUCCGGUGGGGUGCUCAGCGUUUGCGGAGCACGCGCUCACCGUGCCGGUCCUGGUGAAGACGAUACUUAGGGUUUCGGAUCGAGCGACGGAGUACGCGGCGGGGGCUCUAUUGGGGCUGUGCUCGGCGGCGGAGCAUUGCCGGAGGGAAGCGGCGGCUGCCGGAGUGGUGACGCAGCUUCUGCUCUUGGUGCAGAGCGAUUGUACAGAGAGAGCGAAGAGGAAAGCACAGAUGCUCCUGAAGCUUCUCAGAGAUUCGUGGCCCGACGACUCACUCGGUAUCUCGGACGAGUUCGGUUUGAGCGAAAUCGCCCCGUUUUGAUUUUUUUACCCUUUUUUUUUCUACCAUUGAUUUUUUAUUAGAAAAAAAAUUCAAGUACGUAAUUAUAUAUAUAUAUAAAUUUGUUUUUUGAUUAGAAGGAAAAAAUAGAAAAGAAGAAGAAAUUUUAUAGGAGUUAAAACUUUGUUGUGAUCGUUAGGUGGAAGGAAAGUAACUCGAAAAAAAAAAUAUUGGGAUUUUGAUA